Adineta ricciae is the source of this 2061-nucleotide messenger RNA. Lineage: Eukaryota; Metazoa; Rotifera; Eurotatoria; Adinetida; Adinetidae. The record is from the annotation of a GenBank genome assembly.
AUGAAUAAAAAGAUUCAGAAACUUGAUGAAACUGUUGUUAAUCGCAUUGCUGCCGGAGAAAUUGUUGUUCGGCCAUGUGCAGCAAUAAAAGAAUUAGUCGAAAAUAGUCUAGAUGCUGGCUCACAUACAAUACAAAUUCAUGUCAAACAAGGCGGACUGAAAUCGAUCGAAAUUCGUGAUGAUGGAUGUGGAAUAAGUAAAGUUGAUCUCCCGUUAGUUUGCGAACGUUUUGCAACAUCGAAGUUGAAGACUUUCGAUGAUUUAUAUCAUCUAAAUACAUAUGGAUUUCGAGGAGAAGCUCUUGCUUCAUUGAGUUAUGCUGGACAUGUUAAAAUAAUUAGUAAAAUAGCUGACAGUCAAUGUGCAUACGUUUGCGAAUACGAAGAUGGAAAAAUUCGACCGUCUACAUCAAUUAAACCAUGUGCAGGAACAAAUGGAACAUUGAUUGUCAUUGAAGAUCUCUUUUAUAACAAUCCAAUACGUUUGAAAAUGAUGAAAUCUUCAUCGGAAGAAUAUACACGAAUGGUCGAUUGUGUAAUGAAGAUGGCCUUACGAAAUACUCACGUUUCAUUCACACUCAAACGUGAUACACAAAUCGAACCUGAUGUUUAUACCAACGGAAAAGAUACGACUAUUCUACAGAAUAUGAAAAUGUUGUAUGGUGCUGAUAUGGUCAAAGAUAUGUACGAAACGACCAUCAAUGAAAAUGAUACACCGUACAAAUUUCAAUGCAAAGCUUGUUUUACCGGAACGCAAUACUCUAAUUCAUCGAAAGUAUCGUCAAGUUCGAUGACAUUUAUUUUGUUCAUCAAUGGUCGAUUAGUUGAUUGUCAGCCAUUGAAAAAAGCGAUUCAACAAAUGUACGCUGUGUUGAUUAAUAAGCAAACAUGUCCAUUUGUCUACCUGGAUUUAAUUAUGGAUCCAACAACACUAGAUGUAAAUAUUCAUCCAAGUAAAAAUGAAGUGCGAUUUCUACAUGCUGAUCCAAUUAUUGUGGCAAUUGUACAAGCAAUCGAACAUAUUAUUGUCGCUAAAUCAGCGAAACAAACCACAACGACAACUCAAUUAACUUUUCAUAUGACGCCAACUUCAAUGACGUUAAUCCCGCCAACACCAAAAGAACCGACUGAAACUGAUCCUAAACCAAAGAAAACAUCAUUGGAUUCAACGAAUUCGAAUGCGAAAAAACCGUUUGCUACCAAUUUAGAUCCAUCGCGAACUGUUCGAACAUCGAGCCGUGAUCAAAAACUUGACAAACAUCGAUAUCACAAUAGUUCCGUUUCUAUUCCGAAGAAAAUUGCUCAGUCGACUUCAUUCGUAUCUCCAUUGGCAUCCAUUACAUUUCCUCGCCAAAUAAAAUUAACGUCUAUUGAGUUGUUACGACGAUCCAUUGAUGAAGAAUGUGAUGCAGAUUUACUAAAUAUCAUACGAAAUUUUGUUUAUGUUGGAACUAUCGACGGGCAAUCAUCAUUAAUUCAACAUGAUACACAAUUAUACCUUGUUCAUACACGACAUUUAUCUCAAGAGCUAUUUUAUCAGUUAUGUUUGUAUCAUUUCGGAAACAUGGGAACGAUUUCACUCGAACCAGAACCACCGAGUAUCGAAGAUUUGAUUCGACUUGAAACAAAUAAUGAGGAAGUCAUUGAAUAUGUCGUUGAUCUUUUGAAAGAACGUCGUGAAAUGCUUGAAGAUUAUUUCUCAUUUCGUUUGUCAUCAACAGAUCCACUACGUUUAGAAACAUUGCCGAUUUUACUUGAUACAUAUGUACCGAACUUGGAUUAUUUACCGCAAUAUCUUCUUCGUUUAAGUACAGAAAUCAAUUGGAAUGACGAACAUGAAUGUUUUCGAACAUUUGCUGAUGAAAUAUCGAAGUUUUAUUCGUAUCGAAUGCAGAUCUAUUCUGAAGUAGAUGGUGAUAGUGAAGAAAAACAACACUGGGCAAUUGAACAUUUACUUUAUCAUGCAUUUAAAACCAUGCUUGUACCAUCGAAACAUUUACGACAAGCGUUUGUUAAACUAACUGAAGUACAACAAUUAUACAAAGUCUUUGAACGAUGUUAA